Messenger RNA from Syzygium oleosum, 1290 nucleotides. RefSeq names its product F-box/LRR-repeat protein 17-like. The record is from RefSeq and is a predicted model, not a curated record. Lineage: Eukaryota; Viridiplantae; Streptophyta; Magnoliopsida; Myrtales; Myrtaceae. The coding region runs from base 201 to 1217 and encodes 338 amino acids. The transcript is spliced from 6 exons.
GAGAUCAACGUGUUGAGAUCUUACUCUUGGUUGCUCAUGCUUGUAACAUCUUAGUUUCGCAAGUAAAUAUCCAUUUUACAGCUUAAAUAACAUCUUGUUUGUUUCCAGCAAGGAGGUUACAUAGUCUGUUUAAUGGUUUUUAGUAAUAUCUAAGCAGUUUGAUCUCCAUUUUCUUAUUCGUGCACGCAGAAAUCUUGGAAAUGUAUUCUUCAUUUACGAUAUUAACUUGUGCAAACUUCUGCAGAGAUGAAUUGGGUCGUUUUGUUGCUGACAAACGAUGCCUAACGUGUCUUAAAAUGGAAGGUUGCUCUAACCUUGGGGGUUUGGUUCUCAGCUCAUCGAGUCUUUCUACACUCUGGCUUUCUGAUCUAAACUCCCUCUCAAGGAUGGUAUUUAACUGCCCCAACUUAAGAGAAAUCUCCUUGGAAUUCUCUCGCAAUGGAAAUGAUUGUACAGAUUUGAUUGCCACAGUUCAUGGUCUGGGAAGGAGUUGUCCAAUUUUACAAAUAAUUCACAUUGCAUCGGUUCGGCUUUCUCAUGCGGUUGUACUAGCUCUUACAGCUUCAAAUUUAAGGGGUUUGCGGAUGCUAUCACUGGUGCUUGGAUCAGAAAUCACUGAUGCAUCUGUUGCUGCUAUAGCUUCAAGCUUUUCGAAUUUAGAAUUGCUUGAUCUCAGUGGGUCAAGCAUUAGUGACAGUGGCAUCAGGAUGAUAUGCAAUGUGUUUCCUGAAACAUUAUCAAGACUCCUACUUGCCCUUUGUCCUAACAUCUCUUCAAGCAACUUCCUGGACUACUCUGUAAAUAAAUGGCAUUUCCUUUCAGUUAGCACUAUAGGUGGAAUUCAGUUUGCCACAGCUCAGCUGCCUCUUCUUGAACUCGUGGACUGUGGUAUGACUGUAUGUGAUAGUAACGACGAAAGCCUCAUCUCUGAUGAAACCAUCAAACAUGGGAUGGAGAAAGGGCCCAACAGCAAUCUUCACCUCAUACACCAGAAGCUUAUUAUAAAGCACAGCAAAUUAAAAAAACUCAGCUUGUGGGGUUGUAGUGGCUUAGAUGUCAACAAUGAUUCUUUUCCCGUGGAAAACCAUUUGCCCUUUAAAUGUCUGGCUGAUGGUUCCAAGAGAGUUCAGGUUCCCCAUUUUCUGUGCCAACAGGUGAAGUUCCUCACCUACAUAUCUUCUAGUGGUUGUAACCUAAAUGUCAAUGCCGUUUCUUGAAACAUUGUAUUUGCAUUCUGUUACUGGUGAUGAAAUAGAAUAGGGAAUCAUAUCAUAACAUUGCCUCACAUGU